AUGCAGAGCUUUCUGCAGCUGCUGAGGGGAAGCGGGGAUACUGGCCCACCCUUGGCAGAGCUGGUGACCCUUGCAGGCAGGCUGUGCCGGGACCUACAGGACGACCCCACCCAGGUGCAGCCCUUGAUCACCGCCAUGCUGGACAGCCAGCUCCACCUGUACCUCUUGGACAAUGAGGAUGUGGCCCUAGUGUGCGCCAGCACCCUGGCCCAGCAGGAGCAGCACCAGGCUGCCUGCCUGCUGCUGAAGGGAUGCCGGGUGCCAGGAGGCAGCCCAAAGCUGGUGCAGCUCUGGAACGACAUCCACUACCGUCUGGUCAUGAAGAGGCUCGGCGUGGCCACGCUGACCCCGGUUCAGAAGUUCCGCUGCAGGAAGAGGAACCCGCCGCCCGCCUCCCUCUGCCCUGAAGGCCUCAAGAGCCGGAACUUCCCCAGAGAAGUCCGCCAGAAGCUGCAGGACUUUGCCUCGGGCGUGAGCACCAACCCCAGCAAGUCCGAGCGGGAGGACCUGGCCUCGGAGACGCGAUUGACCACGGAGCAGGUCUACAACUGGUUUGCCAACUACCGGCGGCGCCAGAGGGCCCUUGCGCAGCGCGCGGCGCCAGCCCGGGACUCGGCCGAGGACCGCCCCGCGAGGCAGGCGGGUCCGCAUCCCCCGCAGCCCAUAGGCCAGCCCCGUCUUGGCUCUGGCUGCGUGGACCGGCCUCGGUGGUCGGCAGGACCUGAGGAAAGUGGGCCUGUACAGACCCCGGAGACCACCCAAGGGCUGUGGGAGCCGCUGGCCCUGACCCCAGGCUUCUCUGGAGACAAGACUGUGCCAAAGUCACUGGCUCCCAGGUCUCUUCAGGGUAGCGAGAUGUACCAGGAAGGGCCCAGCCACGAUCCUGCCACUCUUCCCCCCAUCUGCCCUGGACCUGGUCUCUGCCCUCUGGCUGCUGGCGGUGACCUACUGGACCCGUCUCUGGCUGCCCCCGAGUCGUGGCUGACGUCUCUUGCACUGGCAUCCUCCAAGGAAGUUUCCUUCCAGACUGGACAACUGAUCCACAGUCACGGGCUGGACCUCAUGAUGCGCCCUGCAGACGCUGCUCUGGCUGUGUCCUUCACUGCCCUUGGCGAGCCCAGCCCCACAGGAUUCGCUGACCCUGCCAGCAGCGACCCCCAGAACACCUACCUGGAGGAGGGUCCGGGUCCCAGCAGCCAAGCAGAACCACAGGGGGGCGGCUUCCCGGUGACCCAGCCCUCUCCACAGGCUCCAGAGUUCAUCCUCACCCAGAGCCCCCCGGAGCUGGCCCCGGCCCCGCCUGCCUUCUCUGGCCCCACGUCUGCCAUGCAGCUGAGCCCAUCCAGCCAGGUGCAGUGGCCUGACGGCCAGACCUCCAACGACGCCUUCUGGGGAGCCAGGAUGCUCCUUGAGCUUUCGGGGGGCAGUCUGGGCUGA
Messenger RNA from Hippopotamus amphibius kiboko, 1437 nucleotides. RefSeq names its product anomalous homeobox (gene ANHX). Gene Ontology annotation, biological process: regulation of transcription by RNA polymerase II. Lineage: Eukaryota; Metazoa; Chordata; Mammalia; Artiodactyla; Hippopotamidae. The coding region runs from base 1 to 1437 and encodes 478 amino acids. Gene Ontology annotation, molecular function: RNA polymerase II cis-regulatory region sequence-specific DNA binding; DNA-binding transcription factor activity, RNA polymerase II-specific. The record is from RefSeq and is a predicted model, not a curated record. The transcript is spliced from 9 exons. Gene Ontology annotation, cellular component: nucleus; transcription regulator complex.